Molecule: messenger RNA, 1068 nt
Organism: Daldinia decipiens
Lineage: Eukaryota; Fungi; Ascomycota; Sordariomycetes; Xylariales; Hypoxylaceae
Product: heterokaryon incompatibility protein-domain-containing protein
Exons: 3
Coding region: 1-1068 (355 amino acids)
Source: RefSeq, a predicted model, not a curated record
AUGGGUCGCGAAAGAUACUCAUACGCAAAGCUCUGCCCACUAGAUGACCCAUCUAGAGAGCUUCGAGUUCUAGAAAUAAUCAACAACGAUAGCAAAACAAUCGAGGCUAGGUUGAUGAAGCUUCGGACCGGUGAGCACUAUAACACCUUGUCUUGGUGCUGGGGCGAGUCUGGUAAGCUCAACGAUGCAGAAAUUCGAAUCAUCCAGUCGAAUAAGUCAUAUACAUUUCCAGUCCCAGAAAAUCUAGAGUCUUCCAUACGAAUACUCCGAUCUCAUCGAAGACUUGGAGUUUGGAUUGACUACAUCUGCAUGGAUCAGGGAAACAUAGAUGAAAAAAAAAACUAUCAGGUCCCGAUGAUGGCCAGCAUCUAUGGACAGGCAGAAUGUGUCUUCGUGUGGCUGGGCAACGAGGAUGAAAACAGCGAACUAGCCAUCAAGUUUAUUCAAGACCGAGUCCUAAACCUGAAGGACUUCGAUCGCUUGAUUAGGGAUGAUCGCACGUUCGAAGAGUGGAAGGAUUUGGCAGAUGCCAUCUCUCUUUUCAACGAAGUCGAAAAAGGCACGCGUAAAGUAUCUGAAGUCAUGAGGCAUGACAGGGACCUUGGACAUAUGCCGGACUUCUUCGGUGACGUGUCUGAGUUAAGUGCCACGAAACCGGUAGAAGAGACGAAUAACCUCUUUCGGAGGCUCUCGGGGAAUGAACGACAAGCACAAUUCAACCUCGAUUAUCUCGUAGCAAAGCUGACGACGUUUGAUUCGACAGAGCCUCGUGAUACUAUAUACGCCCUCCUUGCCAUCGCGAGGGAUACGGUCCCUGUAACGACACGUCUAGAAAAGGAGGCGAUUCAAAACCCAUAUUACGUGGACUACAGUUUACCAUUAUCGGAUGUUUACAUCCAAUUUGUCAAAUGGGCUAUUGAGAGGUCUAAUAAGACGUAUGCUCUUGAUAUCAUUUGCCGAUCGUGGGCCCCGAUUCCAGAAUCCUCAACUGGCUCCGACGACGACGACGACGACUCAGAUGAUGAGGAGCGAGGCACUCGUUGGCGGCUGAAUACAAAUACAAAAUGA